Lingula anatina is the source of this 421-nucleotide messenger RNA. RefSeq lists its product as uncharacterized. NCBI's taxonomy places the organism in Eukaryota, Metazoa, Brachiopoda, Lingulata, Lingulida, Lingulidae. The record is from RefSeq and is a predicted model, not a curated record.
UAACAGACCAAGUCGCACUUAACUUCAUCGGAAUCGUGACCUUAGGAAAGUCGAUCACAAUUACAAGUGUAGUAGUAGGCUAAAAGAUUGACGACGUCCCCUCAUCAACAGUAUGUCGGAGCAGCAGCGUACGGACGAGGCUCCACAGUUGGGCGUCUAUCUCAUCAUACGGUAUGAGUCGUCAUUAUAUCAGAGGUUCCUCAACGAUAUCAUAGCCGGCAGAUCUGUGCUCGAGAACUACGGAGGGCGACUGACCUGUGUCGCGAGUGAGGUAGAGCUGGUUGAGAAUUUCUGGCCCGGUCAGAAACUGCCGGCCAUGUUGUGGUUCCCGGCAGAGGACUUGGCAGAACGCUGGCUGGCCAGUGACAAAGUGAUCAAACAGCCUGACUGGCUCAAUNAACUUACAGAACCAAGGGAAUGA